This is a messenger RNA of Hydractinia symbiolongicarpus, 1378 nucleotides long. Its product is annotated as 14-3-3 protein zeta/delta-like. Gene Ontology annotation, cellular component: cytoplasm. The record is from RefSeq and is a predicted model, not a curated record. Gene Ontology annotation, biological process: signal transduction. The transcript is spliced from 4 exons. The coding region runs from base 120 to 863 and encodes 247 amino acids. Lineage: Eukaryota; Metazoa; Cnidaria; Hydrozoa; Anthoathecata; Hydractiniidae.
UAAUUUGCCGAAGAAAAGUUGUGCGCUUCCUUUCUCAAGAGAAGGUGUGGAAGGUGAAAGCAUCCAUCGCUGUCGCAAGUCGUUUAAGACGUAGAAAAACAUACUAAAAAAAUACGAAAAUGUCAGACAAAGAAGCAUUAAUUCAAAAAGCUAAGCUUGCUGAGCAAGCUGAAAGGUAUGAUGAUAUGGCUAAGGCUAUGAACGAAGUUACCAAAAUGGGUGGUGAUCCCUUAAAUACAGAAGAGAGAAAUUUGUUGUCAGUUGCUUAUAAGAAUAUUGUUGGUGCUAAAAGAUCGUCAUGGAGGGUCAUUUCAAGUAUCGAACAAAAAGCUACAGAUAAACAGGAAUUAGCCGUAGAAUACAGAAAAAAAAUUGAAAAAGAACUACAUGAAGUGUGCAACGAGGUCCUAAAACUACUUAAAGACCAUUUGGUACAGCCAGCUGUUGAUAGUUCUUCGGAAGGUUCAGCACAAGCUGAGUCAGCAGUGUUUUAUUUAAAAAUGAAGGGAGAUUACUUCAGAUAUUUGGCUGAAGUUGCAGACAGGGAUGAGAAAGAGAAGGUUGUAGAUGAAGCUGAUGGUGCAUACAAGCAGGCAUUUGAUAUCAGUGAAAAAGAAUUAAAAUCUACAAAUCCAAUCCGUCUUGGUCUUGCUCUGAAUUAUUCAGUGUUUCACUAUGAAAUUCGUAGCCAGCCAAACGAAGCAUGCCAGCUUGCAAAGAAAGCAUUUGAUGAUGCUAUUGCUCAAUUGGACAGCCUCCCUGAAGAUUCAUACAAAGACAGUACCUUGAUAAUGCAACUGCUGCGUGACAAUUUGACGUUGUGGACAGCUGAUCAACAAGAUGGAGAACCCGAUGCCGAGUGAAUAUGAACUUGAGAAAUAUGUAAAAAAUUAUGCUAGGCCAUUUGAUAAAAAUUAACUUUUAAAAAAAAAUUGGAAGUGAUGAUGAUAAUGAAAAGAGAUACCAACAGUGGGAAGAAAGUGGUUUUUAUUACGUAAUGAAUACUAUAUAUAUAUGACAAGGUAGCCUAUAUAUUUUUAUUGUGAUUUUGCCCUAAUAAGUUCCUUAUUUCUCUUGCUACUUUUGUAGAGUUUUUAUCAGCAUGGAAAUGAAAGGUUGCGUAACUGACAGGACCAGCUCAUUGUAUUGUUUUUUUUGGUUGAAAACGACAACCAGAACCUUUUGUACGUAUUUUUCCUCAAUAAAUCACCGAGACGUUUCUGUUUUAAAAAAAUCGAUUUUGUUGUAUUUAAGUUUACGGAUAUCUAUACUUUCUGUAUUUUUACACUUCAUGAGAAAAUAUGGUAAUGAAACUUAGGGUUUGUGUUAGUUUUUACUAUAUACAUGUGUUCGAAAAAAACUUCGUUGAAUGGUACGA